AUGCCAUCCACUAAAGACUGGGAAGGCGACGGCUCCGUCGCAACUGAAGAGCCUGUAUCGCGCGACUCGGUGAAGAGACACAGAUCCUCCAGGACGACUUCGGAGCGAAAGGACCGAGAUCGAGACAGAGAUCGAGACAGAGACCGUGACCGAGAUCGAGACUACCGCGAGCGCGACAGAGAAAGGGAUGUAGAUCGGGAGAGGGCGCCGAGGGACAAGUCGAGAUACAGAGAUAAGGAGCGGGAUAGAGACCGGGAGAGGGAGAGGGAGAGGGAGAGGGAGAGGGACAGAGAUCGGGACGUCGAAAGGGAUCGGUACAGAGAGGACAAGGAUUCGUCGCUCUCGUCGUCGACGCACCGCCGGCACCACUCGACGAGGUCCUCCAAGAGGCCCACCGACAGCGAGGGCUUGCUUUACACUUCGCGAUCGCAUUCCCACCGUCAGCGCCGGUCAAGAGGAGAUAUGGACAAGGACGAGCCCGGUAGCAAGUCGGCGGCUGCCGGCUCAAUGACUGAGCUGGUGCCCGAGUUGGCGAGAGGAUUGGGUGAGCGGGUGAGCUUUCCGUACCCUUCAGUCAACAAGAAUUACAGCAAGGAGGCUCUGUACAGCAAAGAGGAUGUCUCGACUCCGGCUAGACGGACGGACCCCCCCACUCCCGAGCCCACCGAUCUCGGUAGCAGCGAGAUGAAGCGGUCCAAGUCAACAAACUCGCCUGGGAUUACCCGACAAAAGUCGACCAGACAACAGUCGCGUCAGGACGAUAGACCCCCUUCACCGCCCGAGACAGACCUGUCAGACCCAAAGAAGAGGUCCGGCACUCCAUCUUCGCAGCAGGAAGAUGACAGGCCAGGGUCGAGAGACUCGUAUGUGUCGAGAGCGGCUUCGAAGCACGAGUCAAAGUCGAAGCUGUCGAGGGCUUCCAGCCAGGCCACAUUCGUGUUGCGAGCAGCUCCGUCUACAAGACAGUCCAAGAUGGAGGGUUCAGAAAUCACGAAUCCUUCGACUGUGGAUUCGGAUGCCACACAAGUCCUCCCUAGACGAACUCAAUCGACCAGGCCUCGGGUUGAGACCGACUCAUCCCCCGAGUCUGCGGUUGAUUCUUCUCCCAAGACUCCAAUGCAUACACAGAACUUUCCUCCGCCGCCACCACCCGUGUUGCCCGGCGAGAAGGAUCAUUAUGCUACUUCUGACGUCAACCACUAUGCCACCUCUGAUGUUCAUGACAAUAACCACUACAGCACCUCCGAUCUGCCUACCCCUUCGGCGACUCCGGCGAUACAUCCCACCGGCGCCGUUCCUCCACCCCCUCCCCCGCCUCCACCGCCGGCGUCUAUCGAUCCUCAGGAUGUUCCGAGGGUUGACUAUCUCAUGCAGAAUGGUGGUCUCCCGCAGCCAGUACCAAGGCAGUUUCUUUCGGUACUGCCACGGCAAAAUGGCACGCGACCCUCCAACCCACCCCUCCAAGGUGCCGAGACGCUCUUCGCGCCGUUCUUCAACCUCCUCAACCAGUACCAGACGGUAAUCAACGGCAAUGGGUCGGUCGCUGUCGCCACGGGACACAGAACAGUGGCCCGUCGCCUGUUGGACCGGCUGGAGAAUGUUUUCAACAGGGAUCUGCCUCCGCAUGGGUGCAACUGCGUCAUGUGCGAGAGGUCUGAUGAGGUCAACAGAGGACUUGGCUGGGGAGAGGUGCUCGAGCGUGUCAGUGGACGGGUUGAGCUACCGCCGUGGCCACCCUUUGACUUUUCGAUGCUUGCGGGCAAGGCCGUGGAAGAAUUGGCUGACGUCCCCCCUCGUCCGUCGUCGCCGGUAAAGAUGGACCCCGACAUUGCCGAGGAGUUCAGAGAGCAUUACCUGCGCCAGACGCAACGGGUCAAGAUGGCGGUUGAUAAGUGGAUGGUCAAUUGCGAAAAGACGCCCGCCCCUCCCCCGACCGAAGUCGAUGAUGAGACCUUGAGUUUUGCGAUUCUCACCAACCUAGAGACGGAUGAAAGGCCCUACUUCAACGCCUUUCUUACUGGCUCUAGGGAGCUCCAGCCCGCGAACCGUGCGCCGACACCGGCGCGCAAGUCAAGAAAUGAUUUUGUUGUCAAGGCUGGCUUGUCUCUUCAGAGACUUUACCGUCUCCCGGUGGCCCCGCGUGACGCCGAGGCAGCGGUAUACCUCGUCCGCAACCCAGGCUGCUGGCACGAUCUCUUGGUGACCAUUUCGGAAAUCACCUCCUCGGAGUGGGAGAUUCUGAUCUCGGGACGAUUUGAUGGGUUCUUGUGGUCUGGCGCCGAGGAUGACGGUAUCCCCUUUGGCGAAGGCCCUUCUCGCCUAACGACACCGGCGAGCAACAUGCCCUCCCGCCUGAUGAGCCCCGGUGUUCGCGGCGGCAUGUCGAGAACGACUACCCCGUUCGGCGGGGUUGGCGGGCCAAUGUCAAGGAAUGCCACUCCCUUUGGCGGCUUCUCCCGUGGCCCGACGCCAGCUUCCUUCAUCAGCGGUGUUUCGGCUGCGUCGUCUUCUUAUCCCUCCAACAGAGCAUCCAUCACUCAUGACGAAGAAACCGAAAUUGCGUGUCUAGCGGAACUGGAAAGGGAGAUCUUCAACGGAAUGGAAGCGCUCGAGGACGCAUUCGAGAAGCUCCACGAGCAGGCUAUGGGUGUCAGGGAUGCGCUGAGGAGAAGGGGCGCGGCGCUCAGCAUGAGCUUGCAACAGCGACGGGGAGGUCUGGGGAUGAGGGGGAUUGACGUCCUGCCGCUGUCCGGGUCGAGCGGGGUGUAUGAUCGGCCUGGGUGGGCGGAUGACGAGAGCGUCGAUGGGGCGGAUAGCGAGUGGGGGGCUGAUGAGAUGAGCGAGCUGGCACCGGAUGAUUCGGCCAGUCAGAUCAGCAGUAAUCGGAUGAGGAGGCCGAAGAGGAGACGGGAGAGGGCUACGCCGGGGGUUAUCGAGGAGGAGGAUGAGCAGUAG
This is a messenger RNA of Podospora pseudocomata, 2955 nucleotides long. RefSeq lists its product as uncharacterized. The coding region runs from base 1 to 2955 and encodes 984 amino acids. Gene Ontology annotation, molecular function: DNA binding. The record is from RefSeq and is a predicted model, not a curated record. The transcript has a single exon. NCBI's taxonomy places the organism in Eukaryota, Fungi, Ascomycota, Sordariomycetes, Sordariales, Podosporaceae. Gene Ontology annotation, cellular component: nucleus.